Molecule: messenger RNA, 3358 nt
Organism: Owenia fusiformis
Lineage: Eukaryota; Metazoa; Annelida; Polychaeta; Sabellida; Oweniidae
Source: the annotation of a GenBank genome assembly
UUGCAAGAAUCUCUGCGAUCCAGGGCAUUGACGGGAACUGUCAAGUGGUUUAACGAUGAGAAAGGUUUUGGGUUCAUCACACCUGAUGAUCAUAGCGUUGAUAGUUUUGUGAUUCAUUCUGCCAUUGUAGGAGACGGCUUUAAAACGCUUGUUGAGGGACAAAGGGUAUCUUACAACGUCGAGUUUGGCCAAAAGGGGCCCAUAGCGAAUAAUGUAGUCCCAAUAAGUACAGAGGAUCCAGGAGACGGAGAUUACCAGAAUACAAAGAAGAGAGGAACGCUUGAGGAUAUGCAGCACCCUACUGGUAGUGAAUUGUUAUUAAACAACUCUAAAUACAUAAAGGCCUACCAGAAGGCAAGGGAGGAGGGAACACGAGAGGUCUACCAUACUCGGAUCAUGAUCGUUGGCCAAUACGGGGUGGGGAAAACAAGUCUUAAGAAGCGUCUAUUAGACCAAGGUUAUGAUAAGGAGCACAUUCCGACAGAUGGCAUACAUGUGGACCCAUCGGCAUGUUAUAUCGAUAUCAGCAAUUCGGUCAUAUGGAAAACCAAAGCAAAGGGUUUCAAAUCAGCAAAGGAUACGGAUGACCCCAAAGAGAUACACGAUGGUGAAGUUGCUAAGAAGCUAUUGCAUGCUAUCAUGAUCCAGGGCAUUGCUCCCAACGACAAUGUGAGCUCUGGUGAUAUUGAUGAUAGCCAUACUACUCCGGAAGACAUACCUGAGAAUAUUAUAAGUAAAGUUGAAAGUUUAGCUGCUGUUAAAAAUCAGGAGGAAAAACAGCUAAAGCUAUCAUUCUGGGAUUUCGGUGGUCAGCAUGUAUUUUAUACAACGCAUCAAACAUUUUUGACGGACAGAGCCAUAUAUCUGUUAGUUGUGGACCUAACCAAGGAUCUCGAUGAGAAGGUUGAGACAUUCAGACAGUCACGUUCAGGCAAGAAACUUGAUGCCACUGCCCCUAAGACGGUCAAAGACUACUUAGACUACUGGUUAAACUCUAUACAUACUCAUACUGGAAAGUCAUCUUCUGAAACAGAAUCGCUGAGUCCCCCCGUCAUCAUAGUAGGAACACACAAAGAUAUCGUCAAUAUGACACACGAAACUGACCAGCAGAAUCUUGACGACUAUUUCCUCAAUCUAAACUUAAAUAUUCAGGAUAAGGUCUACUUUCCACAUGUCUGCAAAACAUAUUUUGCAGUCGACAAUCAAUCUGACGACGACUCCGAGUUGAAUGAACUCAAGGAGAAGAUCGUAGAGCUAGCAGAAGAGCAAAGAUUCUGGGGACAGGAAGUACCAAUUAAAUGGCUGCUUUUAGAGAAAAGGCUCAUUGAGUUCAAAGUGGGAACCGCUGACCAACAUCCAAGGCAUUUUCUUAAGUUUGAUGAAGUGGCAAAGAUUGGUUUUAAAGAGGGUUUGGAUGAAGAUUCUGUCCGGGCUUGUCUUGAAUUUUAUCAUUCAGUCGGAGACAUAAUCUACUUCAAUGAAAUCAAUCUCAACGAUCUAGUGAUCUUGGAUCCUCAGUGGCUCAUUGAUGUUUUCAAGAGUAUUAUAACAGUACCCAAGUUUCACAGAUUCGCGAAAGGACGAAAUACACUUGACAGCAACGUCUGGGAUAAACUGGAUAAAUAUGGUGUGCUUCAAGAGCAAUUCAUUGAAACCGUGUGGAAGAAACUUUACGCUGAUAUAGCGAUACAUAGUGACGUAAUGAUAGAACUCAUGCAACGUUUUGACUUAAUUUGUCCAUUUAGAAAUUGCGUGGAGAAUAUUCAUGAGAAACGGCAAUUCUUUGUGCCUUGUCUGCUUCCUAAAAGAGAGUCUAGUGACAUUGAUGUUAUGAAAAAUAAACCACUAGUUUGUGGCGCACUUUUCUUCAAAUUCUCAUUCCUCCCUAAAGGGCUUUUUCAUCGACUCGUUGCAAAAAUCUGUAACGCAAAUACAUGGUUUUUACAUGGCAAUGUAUUCUUUGAUUACGUUAAGUUUAAAAUUGCCGAUGGUUUUCAUGUGUUAACACUUCUAGCUGAAGACAAUCACAUAGAGAUACAACUCCAUCAAUUAUCAAAAGGGAUGACAAAUCAUGGGAAAAACGCUAUGUGUACCAGAAUCCGUGAGGACGUCGAGGCAAAUCUGAAGUCUACCAUUAAGAACUAUUGUCCCAAUGUCAGAUUUGAGGUUUCUGUCAGAUGCAGAUGUCAGGAUGUACCAGAAGAGGCGCAGAUGUUAGUACCAAUUUUAGAGAAAGAUAUUAACCUUGGUCAGAAGCUUUGUGAAUUUCACCCGGAUCUAAUAGAAUUGCAUCGUCAUAAACUAUGGUACAACAUUGAACAAUUGGUGGAACAAACCCAGGGUGAACUGAGUGAUAUCGAGCUCCUUGACAUUGGCAUGAAAUUGGGGUAUGAUAUUGAAGAGGUUGCCAUUCGACUUGGUAUGAGCCAACACCAGGUACAAACCAUGAAACUGAGUAACCAACAAAAUGCCAAAACCUGGGGUUUAAACAUACUCGUAAGCUGGAGAAACGAACAGGAUAGAGGUGUGGACAAGAGAAAGGCAUUGGCCGAUGCUCUCAGAAGGUCAAAAAGAGCUGAUCUAGCUGACCAAGUAUUGAGAAGCCAACAGAAUUAAGGAAGUUUGAUAUUAAUUACUUUUUGGAGUCAUUACCUGACCUGGACCAGAAUAUAUGAUAUUCGUAGCUUUGCAACAUCAAGUCGACUAUAAGAUGUUUGGAUUUUCGAGUUUUGUCGUCGCCCUUAGUCCCUCUUUAAUCCAAUACUUUAUAAUAGGUCUCUUCAAGGGAUGUAGAGGCUUAUGAACCAAGAAAAUUACGUAAUUUGUAUACGACAAUAUGUGCGAAAUCAAUGCCAGAUGAUUUUAGUGGAUAUAAUUUGUAUAUACCUAAUAUGUAAAAAAGUCAAAGCAUCGAAUAUGACUUUUGAUAUAAAGCCUAUGAUUUGAUAUUCUAUAUGGUUUGUUUUCUAAAUGAAACAGUACGUAAUAUAUCAAAUAUUAUUUACAAUUUAGAAUCAUGUGACGGAUGGGGACUCACUGAAAUUCCAUACAGGGUGGACAAAAAACGUCCAUAUACUUAUUGUUUCGAUAUAGCUUUUAUCUUUUAAAUGCAUGUAUUUCAUUGAAGAUUGGGACAAAUAAAUCUUCAAGGAGUCGCAUUGCUUGGAAAAUUUAUUAGAAAGAUCAAAGGUCGACGCAUGGAAUCAAACAAUUUAUAUUGUAUGUCCUUGGUGGAAUAUGUCGACUUUAGUGAAUAUAGAUAUGUCAUCAUUUGUCAAUUUUUGGAGGUUCAUAGAAGGUCAAUAAAUGAGUUUCUCACAUAUUUUAUAGCUAAUUAGAAUGAAGAUAAGAGAAUUGC